GGCGGGAAAUGGCGACCGGCCGCUGCCGGGGCUGCUGAGCGCGACUGAGCCCCCGGCGGCGGCGGCGGCGCUUUGUGCGACCCGCGCGGCGGGGGAGGCCUACCGGGCCUGGGCUGCCCUGCCGCCGCGGGGCCGGGCUCCGGCGGCGGGGAGGCGCCGUCCUGCCCCACCUUCCCCUCAGCGCCUCACAGUAAAAUGGGAAUAAUACAUCACAAACUGCUGGCGCUGCAAGGGUUAAUUACUUAAUGUUAAUAGAGGGCUUCGAAGAUUAAAAAGAAGAUUAAAAAGACCGUACAAUUUUACAUGUGAUACCAUCAAAAAUGAGGCUGAGAACACGGAAAGCUUCUCAGCAGUCAAAUCAAAAUCACACACAACGUGCAUUGAGAGUAAAGAGGAAAUACUCAGAGGUGGAAGAGAGCAUAUCUGUUGGUGGAGGAAAACUCCAGAAAAAUGAAACUGGCUUACUAUCUUCAAUUAAAAAGUUCAUUAAAGGAAGUACCCCAAAGGAUGAGCGAGAACAUCCUGCAAAAAGAAGUAGAAUUGAACGUGACAUGGAUGACAACUUAAUUACAUCCACUCCUCGAACAGGAGAAAAGCCUAAUAAACAGCUUUCUCGAGUUAGGCGGAAAAGUCAAGCGAAUGGAGAAGCUGGAAAUUAUGAAAUGGCAAACCAGCAUGUUAGGCAAAAUGGAAAAUUGGAUGAUAAUCCCACCAGCGGCAGCCCCCCGAGGACUACAUUAUUGGGAACCAUAUUUUCUCCUGUCUUCAAUUUUUUCUCACCAGCAAAUAAAAAUGGAACAGCAGGCUCAGAUUCUCCAGGCCAGGCUGUUGAAGCUGAAGAAAUAGUGAAGCAGCUCGAUAUGGAGCAGGUAGACGAGAUUAUUACCAGCACCGCCGUCGCAGCCAAUGGAACGCCCUACUCCAGCCAGGCAGCCCAGGUCCGAACAACCAUCAACAGCGUCUUGGAAGAAGUAGGUGAUGUGGCUGAUUGUGAUCUGCCUCCACUGACUGCACCAGUGUCUCCAGACAGUGGUUAUUCAUCAGCUCAUGCAGAAGCCACCUAUGAAGAAGACUGGGAGGUCUUUGAUCCGUACUACUUCAUCAAACAUGUUCCACCACUAACAGAAGAACAACUUAACCGGAAGCCUGCUCUUCCAUUGAAAACGAGAAGUACACCAGAGUUCUCUUUAGUUCUAGACUUGGAUGAAACACUAGUCCACUGUAGUCUAAAUGAACUGGAAGAUGCUGCACUCACAUUUCCAGUCCUUUUCCAAGAUGUCAUUUACCAGGUUUAUGUUCGAUUAAGACCAUUUUUCAGAGAAUUCUUAGAAUGUAUGUCCCAAAUUUAUGAGAUCAUUCUUUUUACUGCUUCUAAAAAGGUUUAUGCAGACAAAUUGCUGAACAUACUAGACCCUAAAAAGCAGCUGGUCAGGCACCGACUUUUCCGUGAGCAUUGUGUUUGUGUGCAAGGGAACUACAUAAAAGAUUUAAAUAUCCUUGGUAGAGAUCUCUCAAAAACGAUAAUCAUCGACAAUUCACCACAAGCCUUUGCCUACCAGCUUUCAAAUGGAAUUCCUAUAGAAAGCUGGUUCAUGGACAAAAAUGACAAUGAGCUCCUAAAGUUGAUUCCUUUUCUGGAAAAACUCGUAGAAUUGAAUGAAGAUGUUCGACCUCACAUCAGAGACAGAUUUCGCUUGCAUGACUUACUACCCCCCGAUUAAACUCAAUCUUUUGUCAAAGAGCUGAAGGGACAGAAAAUGCAGGACCCUUUUUUCUUUUUGGACUAGAACAAAAACAUUGCCAUUACUGUUGAAAUUUUUGCAUUUUUGUACCCUUUCUCGCUUUUCUUAUCUCUGGUGCCCAGCAGUAAUAAAGGGUUGCAGAAGAACUUUCUAUAUCGCCAAAUGGAAAUACACACAGUACAGUAGGUAGGCUAGAACAGAAGUGUCUUUAGAUCUAGUGCAACUCCAGCUAUUAUUUCUAAUGUACAGAACAUCUACCGUUUUUAAAGAAUUCUGUUUCUGCCACCAGCAGUUUAUCCUAUAAAAACACAGGAUUUUAUGAAAUCACAGGGAUUGAAAAUGGACUCUUGUUUUCUCUCUGUUUGGUGCUCUCUAAGUGGGUUUGCAGCCACUUUGUGUUACUUUUAAAAUUCUCAUUUCAACAGGAAUGGCCAGUAAUUUUUUUUUCCUGUUAAGGUUUAUAACCUUUUUACACUUUUGACCUGUAUUCAAUUUUAGAAUUUCAUUAUGCAUUCCUUUUAGUUGAGGUGGCUUCAUACUUUUCUGGGAAUAGCCAAGUUUUAUUCAUUUUUAUUAUUCAGUCGAAUGGCCAUUUUCCUGCUUUGUCUGCCUGAAUACUGUAUAUUUGUUUUUUAAAAAUUACCUAGUUUUAUUCCAUGUAAGUUUGUUUGUUUGUUUGUUUAUAUAUAUAUAUAUAUAUAUAUACACACACAUACACACACACACACACAUUCAUUCAUUCAUUCAUUCCUGUAAUAUUCUACUGUAGUGGAAAUCUUUUUAAAAAAAUCAAGAGACUGGCUAGAUAAGAAAUAUAAGAAUUACUAAUACUCGGAAUAGUUAAACCAUUGUGAUGGCAUGUGCUGUGGACAGAUGAUGUCUUGUGGCGGUGUGCACAGCUCACAGACAACUAUCGGUGCCUCAGUCUCCUCUGCAGAGGAAUUUGCUUGGUCUGAUGCAGUUCCAUUCCCGCUGCAUCAGGAUCCCCACAAGUGGAAUACUGAGUGCAGGAGAGCAUUUGAGAGCCCUGCAUGGGUUGGCCCCUCUACUAUGCAGUUCGUUACAAUCAGUUCUAAGCUUCUGUGUGGCAUGGUCCCGCCACAGUGACACUGCCUAAUCCUGUGGUCCUGGACACUCCCUUGCUGCCAGUGCAGCUGACGCGCUAUCAUAGUGGUUUUCUAUAUUAUACGGAAAUAGUUUUCAAGCCUUGGUUCUCUAAUGCAGGUUGUACAAGAGGCUGAUAUUUUUUUAAUGGAGUGCGAUCUCCUUUUAGGAGGCUUUUUAUGGAAGGGAAAAAUUUGUAAAAGCUAGCUAGCUUUGCCUCUAAACUGCAUUGACAUGCCACAGGCUUGGGCUGUUUUUAUGUAAAGGAUGUUGCAGAAUGGCACUUUUUCUAAAGAGAAGUUUGAUAUUUUGUAUGCUUGUUAAAGAACAGUAUUGGAAAUUAAAGGUGGACAACUGAUAA
Candoia aspera is the source of this 3207-nucleotide messenger RNA. RefSeq names its product CTD small phosphatase like 2 (gene CTDSPL2). Lineage: Eukaryota; Metazoa; Chordata; Lepidosauria; Squamata; Candoiidae. Gene Ontology annotation, molecular function: phosphoprotein phosphatase activity. Bases 321 to 1721 code for a protein of 466 amino acids. The transcript has 14 exons. The record is from RefSeq and is a predicted model, not a curated record.